GGGAUGGAAGGAAUCAAAGUUUUCCUCCACGAUAGGGAACUUUGGACAAAGUUUGAUGGCGUGGGAACUGAAAUGAUAAUCACCAAGGCUGGAAGGAGGAUGUUCCCCAGUUACAAGGUGAAGGUCACGGGACUCAACCCUAAAACCAAGUACAUACUCCUGAUGGACAUUGUACCCGGGGACGACCACCGCUACAAGUUUGCAGACAACAAAUGGUCGAUAACGGGAAAGGCGGAGCCCGCGAUGCCCGGGAGGCUCUACGUCCAUCCAGACUCUCCUGCCACCGGAGCUCACUGGAGCCGCCAGCUCGUCUCUUUUCAGAAGCUUAAACUCACCAACAACCACCUGGACCCCUUUGGACAUAUAAUUCUCAACUCCAUGCACAAAUACCAGCCUCGCCUUCACAUUGUCAAAGCUGAUGAGAACAACGGCUUCGGCUCAAAAAACACGGCUUUCUGCACCCACGUCUUCUCUGAGACGGCCUUCAUCGCUGUGACUUCCUACCAGAACCACAAGAUUACACAAUUGAAGAUUGAGAAUAAUCCUUUUGCGAAAGGCUUCAGAGGGAGCGAUGACAAUGAGCUGCACCGCAUGGCCAAGCUACAAGGUAAGGACUACCCUGUGGUCCCGCGCAGCAACGUCCGUCAGAGAGCCUGCUCCACCGGCAGUCCCUUCAGCAAGGAGGGCCGGAGUCUGCACGGAUCUCCCGAAGCUGUUGGAUCCCCCUACAGCUGCGAGAACGGCUUGAGCAGCGGCAGUCCCCAGCAGCUGCUGAGGGCUCCCCCAACACACUACACCCUUCCUCCUGCACAGCUGCAGCACGGCCACCCGCCACAGGUCUACCACUGCACCAAGAGGAAAGUUUCGGAGAACUGCUCUCCGGGAAUCCGGCAGCACCCGUACAAGAAAUGCUUCACAGGUCGCUCUCCGAGUGAGGGCGAGUCUUACUAUCACCCCUCCUCCUAUCACCCUCCUGCGCCUGGUCGACCCAAUAACCCACUCACUGACUCCCCCUGCAGCUCAGACAUGGGACAGCGUCAGGCCUGCAUGUUUGCCGGCACCGAGCCCAGACUGGAUGAACUCAACUGUGCGUCCUGGUCGUACGCCUGCCCGCUCCCCUCCGCCAUGACCCCGGUGGAAACUUACCCAUCUUACACCCCUCAUCCGCCCUACAGCUCCAGCCCUCAGGGGUCCCGACUCAGCGCUUUAGCCCACCAGAGCUCUCCCUCGCUGGGGGAGCACAUCACCCACGACCCCUAUCAGAGCCAGAGCUCUGGACCUUCAUCUCAGAGCACCCACAAUAUUCACAGCAGGCAGCUCAGCCCUCCUCUCAGACAGUAUCCUCGCUACACGGGCAACCUGUCUCCUCCUCUCUACCACACACUAGAAACACACACACACAUCAGAUGUGGCGUCCCAGAAUGGAGCGCGGCCUCGUAACUGAACCAGAGGAGACAUGCCAAAGACUCACUGAGCUUCCUUGUCUCAAACUCAGUGGCCCUUCGUUAAAAGAUGCUGCGGCAUAUACACAGACGAAAUAUGACAUGACCUUUGUAAAAUAUUUGGGAAAAGGGAUUUUGUGCUGUGUGACAAAGUCUCAUCUGCUCCUCAUGUGUGCUGGAUGAAGCAGUGGAUUGAUAAAGACUGGAUUUGGAAAUCCAAGUGUUAAAAAACAGAAUUCUAUAAUCAAAGACUGGUGUCAUCCACAUGUUUGCACUGUGAGCUCUGCUAAGGACACAAGCUAAGGCCACACCAUGAAGAGCACUCGGCUGUUUUCCCCUCAACGUCUCCCACUCUCUCCAUUGUGAAGGAUGUAAAUCGUGACCCCAUGUCAGACAAGCAGUUACAUUCACUGACCAAAAUAAUCUCAGCUCUCAAAGCAGAGCCUGAGGGAGACAUUGUUUCUCUUUACAGCUCCAUGCUCAGUCUCAGUUGAGGAGAAAAGGAAAGAGUUGUCUGUGCGUGCGUGUGUGUUUGUGUGUGAAGCCCAUGUCAGUUCCGCUCAAGGAGGCUAUGAGUUCAUUUCCAAUGAGACAGGCAGAAGUAGCUGCAGGCGCUGCACCAUAGAAAUAAACAGUUUGUUUAGACCACGCUACAGGCUGAAGGACCUGUAAACACGGCUUCCACUGCAUUCUGGGUAAAUGCACAACUCAGCGUCAUGCAACUGUCACCCUGUCCUCUCAGUCACCCCCAGCUGACCAAUCAGCUUUCUCCGUUCACUGAGAGCCAGCCAAUGAACACACGCCUCUCUGUUAUCCCCAGCUAACCAGUUAGGGCUGAAGUGCAGCAUGUUUCAUGUGUGCCCAUUUUAGUUUGUUACUGAAUUAUUCAUGAGUCCGGUGUUGAUCCUUGACAUGUGAGGGUUGUACUGCAAGUCACAGUGCUGUAAAUGGCCUAAUGUUGAUGUACACAACUCUUUGAAACCUUAUUUCACCCUUUUCUUUGAAUUUAAAUGCUCCCUGUCCCGUCCAUACAGCACGUCUCCAUUAAUUGCUGUGGCAGGAUUAUGUUAAAUACAUUAUCCUGUAAAGAAACAUGUGUGUCACUUAAUGUGCAAGGUUUUGGUUCAUUGUGUAAUGAAGCAGUUUUUAUGUUUAUGUCCAGAUGUUUUACAUGCAGUAAGAUGUGAAAAGGUGCUCUGACAUUACAAACAUCAGUAUGCAGAGAGCAGAUCCUCGUCAUUCCUUGAUGUUUA
Messenger RNA from Pungitius pungitius (ninespine stickleback), 2695 nucleotides. It is a transcript of the gene tbx5b, whose product is annotated as T-box transcription factor 5b. NCBI's taxonomy places the organism in Eukaryota, Metazoa, Chordata, Actinopteri, Perciformes, Gasterosteidae. The record is from RefSeq and is a predicted model, not a curated record. Gene Ontology annotation, molecular function: RNA polymerase II cis-regulatory region sequence-specific DNA binding; DNA-binding transcription factor activity, RNA polymerase II-specific. Bases 4 to 1440 code for a protein of 478 amino acids. Gene Ontology annotation, cellular component: nucleus. Gene Ontology annotation, biological process: cell fate specification; regulation of transcription by RNA polymerase II; positive regulation of DNA-templated transcription. The transcript is spliced from 8 exons.